AUGUGUAAAUCAAUUAAGGAUGCUAGAAAUCUUUUCAAUGGGUUAGAAGCGUUGUAUAUCCAUUUUUCAAUCCCAUCAAAAAAUAUGAUGUUGGUUGAUAUACAAGAGAAACUUGGAAUUAAAAAAACAAAACUAUGUUCGAUUAGUGAUACAAGGUGGUCUUGCCGUUUUAAAAACUGCAAAAUGGUGAUGGAACAUUAUUCUUCUAUAAUAAAAGUUUUAAAAUAUGAAAUAGAUGAAAAUACUGACAAAAACGUUGCAAAUGCUAUAGGAAUCCUGUACACAAUGGAAAAAACUUCAUUUCUUGUGCAUUUGUUUGUUUUACAUGAGAUUUUACUUAUAAUUAAUAUACUAAGUAACAAACUCCAGGAAAAGACUGCAACGUUGGGUAAAGCAUCUCAAGUAAUAGAUUCUGUUAUUGCUACCCUAGAAGCUAAUCGCUGUGAAGAACAUUUUUUAACAAUUUGGACUCAAAUAACUGAAUUUUGUACAAAAAACCACAUACUGUUGGAGAUAUCCAUGAAUGGAUCUAAGAGAAAAAGAACACAGCCAAAUAAACUAAGUAAUUAUAUAACAGAAGUAAAUACUGGUGAAAGUGAAGAGCAGCAUAGCUCAAAUGAUAUUAUGACAUGCUAUCGUGUCAAGUAUUUUAUUAUUUUGGACACUGUAAUAAUGAAUCUUAAAAUGAGAUUUUCAAAAGAAAGUAUGGAGUUGGCUAAAAGUGUGGAUGGCUUUUUAAUGUUUGACUAUUCAAAAAGCCUUACAUUUAUAAACCAUUAUAAAAAUUUAUUGAAUAUCGAUUUGGAAAGUUUGAAGGCAGAAAUGAUGGUAGCACAAAAUCUUAAAAAACAAUCUACCGAUAAUAAAAUGAUGACACCUGCAGAAAUGGCUGAAAUUGUAUCACCUAACACUUUUCCAAACUUCGAUACUGUCUUAGAACAUUUUAUAGCUAAUAAUAAAAAUAGACGGAUAGAUCUUAAUAUGUAA
Molecule: messenger RNA, 987 nt
Organism: Macrosiphum euphorbiae (potato aphid)
Lineage: Eukaryota; Metazoa; Arthropoda; Insecta; Hemiptera; Aphididae
Source: the annotation of a GenBank genome assembly